Epinephelus moara (kelp grouper) is the source of this 5403-nucleotide messenger RNA. RefSeq names its product lissencephaly-1 homolog. Gene Ontology annotation, molecular function: dynein complex binding; microtubule plus-end binding. The transcript has 11 exons. Gene Ontology annotation, cellular component: neuronal cell body; cytoplasmic microtubule; microtubule associated complex. The record is from RefSeq and is a predicted model, not a curated record. Bases 452 to 1684 code for a protein of 410 amino acids. Gene Ontology annotation, biological process: nuclear migration; establishment of mitotic spindle orientation; vesicle transport along microtubule. Lineage: Eukaryota; Metazoa; Chordata; Actinopteri; Perciformes; Serranidae.
GCGAAUGCGGUAGCCUACGAAAAAACAAGCAGGCGCAGCGCCGGAGAGACAAGACGGGCACAGUUUACCUCCACAUCACAAGAUCAUAUUUUGGAGCGGAAAUUUCACGCCCUGUCGGGUCGUGUUACUGUUAAAGACUGCUGAGGAUAUCCACGGGCAGAAACAAUAGGAUGCAGUUUAGACUUGGCUGGUGACUGGUCUACAGGCUCUCCACUUCUCUUGUCCCUGGAGUCAGCCAGUUGGGGGGCAGAUUCCUGCGUUCCCCUUCUCUCAGUCUGAGUCUUUGUCUGGACAAAACCAACUGCCCACUAUUGGAGUACACAGCUCGUCCUCGCCCGUGUUGCUUGGAUCAGCACAGCUCAUCUCCUGACUGAGGAGAGCGCAGCAGCUGCACAAGAUUCACCUUUUACCAACUGAUCCCUCCCGGCCCCGCCCACACUGCCCCCUCACCAUGGUGCUGUCACAACGGCAACGAGAUGAACUAAAUCGAGCGAUAGCCGAUUAUCUGCGUUCCAAUGGAUAUGAAGAAGCAUAUUCCACUUUCAAGAAGGAGGCGGAAUUAGAUAAUAAUGAAGAAUUGGAUAAGAAGUACGCCGGCCUUUUGGAAAAGAAAUGGACCUCAGUCAUCAGAUUACAAAAGAAGGUGAUGGAGCUUGAAUCCAAAUUGAAUGAAGCGAAGGAGGAGAUCACCCUGGGUGGGCCUGUAAGUCAGAAGCGAGACCCCAAAGAGUGGAUCCCACGUCCACCAGAGAGGUACGCGCUGAGCGGCCACCGCAGUCCAGUGACCCGCGUCAUCUUCCACCCAGUCUUCAGUGUCAUGGUGUCGGCUUCAGAGGACGCGACAAUAAAGGUGUGGGACUACGAGACAGGGGACUUUGAACGCACACUGAAGGGCCACACAGAUUCAGUGCAGGACAUCUCUUUUGACCAGACCGGCAAACUGCUCGCAUCUUGCUCUGCAGACAUGACUAUCAAGCUGUGGGAUUUCCAAGGCUUUGAGUGCAUCAGGACCAUGCACGGACAUGACCACAAUGUUUCGUCUGUAGCCAUCAUGCCCAAUGGAGAUCACAUCGUUUCUGCCUCAAGGGACAAAACCAUAAAAAUGUGGGAGGUGGCAACUGGCUACUGUGUGAAGACCUUCACAGGCCACAGGGAGUGGGUCCGUAUGGUGAGGCCCAACCAGGACGGCACACUGAUUGCCAGCUGCUCCAAUGACCAAACCGUGCGUGUGUGGGUGGUGGCCUCCAAAGAGUGCAAGGCUGAGCUGCGGGAGCACGAACAUGUGGUGGAGUGCAUCUCCUGGGCACCAGAGAGCGCCUACCCCACCAUCCAAGAGGCCACAGGCUCUGAGACCAAGAAGAGUGGUAAGCCAGGCCCAUUCCUGCUGUCUGGCUCCAGAGACAAAACCAUCAAGAUGUGGGAUGUUAGCAUUGGCAUGUGCCUUAUGACACUGGUCGGCCAUGACAACUGGGUGCGUGGCAUCCUCUUCCACCCCGGAGGCAAGUUUAUUGUGACCUGUGCAGAUGAUAAGACCUUAAGGAUCUGGGACUACAAGAACAAGCGCUGCAUGAAAACCCUGUGUGCCCACGAACACUUUGUUACCUCUCUGGAUUUCCACAAGGCUGCUCCCUAUGUGGUCACUGGGAGUGUAGAUCAAACAGUAAAAGUGUGGGAGUGCCGCUGAUUUGGACCUUGGAGGAUUGGACCACCACCCCCAAUUACCCAGGCGCUCCUCUGGAUCCCACCUCUCCUCCUGCCAUCCCACCUCCCCUCUCAUCCCCACUCCUCCUUUCCCCUCACCUAACCCAAACCUCACCCGCUCAUCAUCUCCUCCGGCUGCACUUACCACCAUGGUUAUUUACCCAUCGCGCUCUCUGGUCCAAUAACUAUUGUCCUUCUAUGUAAAUUAUUCCUGGAUGUAGAUCGAGCUAUUAAAUGUUACACAAAAAAGUAUUCUUGCAUGGUAAUCCAAAAUUGUAUACUGUAAAUUUACAUAACGUCUAGAAGUACCAUAGGUUUACCACGAGGCUGGCCGUCUGUCACGCAGCCUUACCGACCAACCGAAGGCAGAUGUUUUUGACUGGGUGUAAAAUGUAGGGCACUAAAAACCGAUAAUUUAAGAAAUGACAGUGUCUUUAUGUGUAAGAUUUAUUUUUGUCUAUUUUUUUAUUUAGGAUUUUUUUUUUCUGUUAUUUCUCUCCUUCACUGUCGUAGUCUGUUGGUGCCUAGCUUGGUGAAACGUUCGAGAGAUAAGGCUGGAGAAGCAUAUAUGAUGCGAUAAGAUACGAUUGUCUGUGGGGCUUUGUUAUUGAAAUAAUCUGUAGCUUUAUAACAUCACUUCUCAAGUGUGCAUACCAUUUCUCUUCAUGUGGAACUAGGUAAUAUUUUAAUGGCUGUAUAUACGAAUGUUUCAAACUGUUGUCCUUGGACCUCGGGGGCUUAAACACAGCUUUGUACUCUUGUCAUGGUGGCACAUGAACCACUGCUAGGCUCUAGAUAAAUGAUCCCAUUUAAUGAAUCUGCAGCGAAGAAUUAAAAAGAUGAAAUGUAUAAAAGUGGCUUUGUGGAUAACCGCACAGUUUUUCCACAAGAUGCCCAACGUAGAGAGCAAGUGUGUUUGGCUUCUGCUGUCAGCGAGCGCCCUGGGUGACAGAAUCACCUGAGCAGAGUUCAGGGAUUACACCUGAUUAUUCUCUAGCACUUGAUAAACCUCGGGUGUGUCUCCCGUAAGGAGGCGAUUUCCUGUGACCUUGCAUGCGAGACUUAUUAAACUGAAGCCUCUGUCCACUUCCAGUCCCCUGACCGGUCAGUCUCAGCGGGUCUCAGUGUAACAUAGGAACUGUGUAGAUGCUCAGUCGUCCCUCGGCGCCUCUGAAAGCUACAAACAGAAGCCUUGUGUAAAAUAAAUCUGCUAAACAGGAGACAUUAAGUAAGGCAUGAGGAGUCAAAGUGAGCCCCCUGGGUUUGAUAUCUGGGAUGUGCAAAGAUCUCUAAUUUCUGAGGGGUGAAAUAUAUGUUCUGCAUAAUAAAAAAUGGUUUUGAUUAAAAAAAAAAAAAAAAAAAGUUUUCUGUGAAAAUAUGAAAUGUAAAUUUAGCUUGUUAUUAGGAGAUUUGGCAAUUUUGUAUUAUCGCACUAAAGGAUGAACUGGAUGGGAAUUUAGGGUUAGUGAGGAAAUGCUAGCAGCAGACAUGCUAAGUGAUCUGUGGGUGCUGUUUUGGAGGAUCUCUACGGGCACACCCCGCAGACCACCUCACACGUAUGCAAACGUCUUCUGAGUUGCUUUCCUCAAACGUUCAGCUUGUGGUCUUCGCCGAGCUGUAACUGAACGACUGGAAAAAUAACUGUAAACCAGUCCACGCUGUAGAAACAACCAUUCCACUCCCCUCGAGGAGGACAAAAAAAAUGAACCAUCUUGCUAACUGUAGCUGACAAGGUGCUUCAUUAAUCUUGCACAUCCCUGUUUUCACUAAAUCUUUGGUCCUUUACCGACGAUCAAAGACGACAUUAAAAUUUAAGGAUGUUGAUAAAUGCAUAAACCUUAUAAUUUCUGAUUAGCCGUUUUCAUUCCAAUGCAGUCUUUGGCUAAUAAAGAAUUCCACUGCUUAACCGACCUUCGCUUCUUUGCCACGUUUUCCUCUUCCUGUGUGUACUGGAUGUGGUGAUCUGCUGCUCAAGCUCCUGCUAGUGGCUACUGUGAGCCUAACGUGACCUGUUGAUGUAGCACUGCUGCAUGUAAACCUGCGCCAGAGGCAGAGCUGUCGGAACGAUAGUUUAAAUGCUUAAAUACUGGAUCCUUUCAGAGACCAAUUGGUUUGAAUAAAGUGGUGGGAAACUGUCUGUGGAGCCUACUUUUGGGGAGUAUUUGCUGAGGGUUAGUUGAGAAUAUAUCACUCUAAUGUACAGUGUAUGCUGUAGAUAUGAAGCCAGUUAGCUUAGCUUAGCAUAAAUACUGGAAACAGAGGGAAAAAGCUAGCGUGGCUCUUUACAACACGAACAAAAUCCACCUAGUAGCACCAUUAAAACUCAAAAUUGACUUUAUUUUGUUAUGUUAAACCUGUUAAAAAACAAACAAAAAACAAUAUGCAAAAAUGACAAUAUUCCAUGUUAUGAGGGUGUCAUGUGCUGGACUACUUCUUGACUGGAACCAGUGACUUGAUGGGAGUCUCCGCUAGUUGCCUGCUAACAGAUGCUCAUUUCUAAUAUUUGUAAAGAUUUUAAAGGAAAGUUUUGACUGCACCUACCAUGGGUAUUCUUUGAAAACUGACAUUUGUGAAUUAGGAAUUUUGAACUAGUAAGGUGCUUGAGUCUCCCUGGUUGCCUGGCAACUGCCCCAUGUUAACCAGUCUUAAUGCUAAGCUAAGCUAACUGUCUCCAGCUACAUAUUUAUUGUACAAACAUGAGUGUGAUAUCAAUUUUCUCGCCUAGUCUAACUCUCUGCAAGAAAGUGGGUAAGUGUUUCUCCAAAUGUCAAACUGUCCUUGAUCAGCCGGCUCGAUGAGUUCAGACAGCUUUGUUCAAUGGUUGUGGAAAAGGCUGGUUUUGUUGUGUGUGAUGCUCUUCGAAGGAGGUCUACCUCCUCUUCUGUUAAUGCAAUGGGAUUGUGGCAGACUAGGAUGUCCCAAAGGAGAAUACCUCUCUUUCAGGGUAUAAAACUCAUGUCUCCCUUCGCUGUGUGCCCCUUUACAAAUGUCUUAUUUUUUUUCUACAAGCUGUUUUCUCUGUCCUGACCUCUGACGCAAAGACUUUGGGCGGAGAAUCGGCAGAUUUUGUAGUACAAUUUGGCAUGAUUCAUGAAGAUGCCAGUGUGUUAAAUGUUCUAGCUGAAGCCAAAAAUGGAGACAUUUGUCAGUACAAUCUGGUUUAGCUUGAGAAAUCAGCCUCCUUUUGUUGUUGAUAAUGAUGCUAGUCUCCUCAGGAUCACGCUAUGACAUGCCAGACCAUAAAAUGUAAACUAAAACCUUUCUGUCCUUGGUUGUACCCAAGGAAGGUGGUUAAUCAAAGGUCAGGACGAUGUGUGUUCUGUUUCUUUUGUAAGAAUCGGUGGAAACAAAAAAGCUACAGCACAGCUGGUGGUGUUGUAGGCAAGUGUGUGCCCUGAUGAAGAAAAUCCCCUUUUGCCAUUCGCAGGUCCCAAGCAAUCCCUGUUCUGCUCUGGUCUGGUGUGUGAAGGGACUGACAGACACGUUUUGACUGUCUGUGGGUCGUUUCCUCAGGCCUCAAGUUCACCUGUACUCUGUAACCUGCCUGUGAACCACAUCUGAGGGCUUCAGACUGCACAACAAGCUCCUACAGGAGAGCUUGUGAUGUUUUCGCCACUAAGGUCUCACUCUUCACUCAGCAAACUGUUAACAAUAUACCUGGAUGUCAUUAUUGUUUGCGAUAUAAUAAAAGAAGAAAAUCUG